Messenger RNA from Rhincodon typus (whale shark), 876 nucleotides. RefSeq names its product ubinuclein 1 (gene ubn1). Gene Ontology annotation, cellular component: nucleus. The annotation marks the transcript as partial. The record is from RefSeq and is a predicted model, not a curated record. The transcript is spliced from 6 exons. NCBI's taxonomy places the organism in Eukaryota, Metazoa, Chordata, Chondrichthyes, Orectolobiformes, Rhincodontidae.
AAAAGAAAAGAAGUCUCAAAAAUCAAAAAUCUCCAAACAGGCUGGGUUUAUGCCACUGAAUGUCCAUAAAGAAGAUAAAAAGAAAAAGAAAAAAUACAUGGGAACCUUGGGCGUGAAAGAGAUGUUAAAAAAGUUUGAGAAAGAGAAGGAAGCAUUGAAGAAACGAGAAGAUCAGAAGAGCUUGCCCACUUCUCAGACUAUGGUUGGCACUCUUCUUGAAACUGAUAACAGCUCAAUAAACAUUAAUGUUUCAGACCCUCUACUUUCACUUAUUGGAUCAGCUAAUGAGAGUGAUCUUCUGAAAGUGGCCAGCACUGUGGACUUAGAAAUAGACCUAGAACGUCUUCUGAAUGAAUCUCCUCCGGGCAGUCCUCUUAAUGAUUUUGAUGAUGGCAGUGAUCCUCUGCCUGUACUACAGUACUCAACAGCGGGUCAAACUCCAAAGCAAGUCCCCACAUUACCAGAAGGGCUUCCAGCACUACUAGAAAAGCGUAUUAAAGAGCUGACACAGGCUGCCAAAGCCUUAGAAGGAGAGGGGAAGCAGAAAUUCUUCACACAAGAUGUCAAUAAUAUUCUGCUUAAUAUUGAACUUCAGUCCCGUGAAUUGAAUAGUCAGGCCCGCUCUGGGGUUUACGCACACCUGGCAUCCUUCUUACCAUGUAGCAAGGAUACUCUGGUCAAAAGGGCAAAGAAGCUACACAUGAAUGAGCAGACUGGGGAAAAAUGGCUGGUAAAGACAGGUGAAUGCUUAAUGCAGGAUGGCCGGCUGAAGGAACCAAUACAUAAAUUAAAAGAAGCAAUUGGGAAAGCAAUGCCGAAUCAAAUAGCAAAGUAUCAAGAUGAUUGUCAAGCUCAUAGCCAAGCCAAGAUUGCCAA